UUGAUAAUGGAAAAGGAAAUGUGGUAGAAAUCUACACAGUGAGAGAGAGGAGGUGUUGGAUCGGAGACAAUGUAUAAAUGAUGAAGAAUAUCUGUAUAUUUUUCUGCAUAAAUGACUUGGGUUCUGCUUUGUAGAAAUGGAAUGCCCUUAUUGCAUAAUAUAACUAUCAUUUCUUGUUCUCAUGUAGGCAUUGGUAAAUAAGUCUCCCCAGCAUUUGUUAUAUCACUUACUAGCGACAGACAUCAGUAUUUUACCGUAAGAAGUUACUUUGAUUUUAGAGGAGCUGACAGGAUGCUAGGUAUCCAAAUCAAUGUAAUAAUAAACUGUUGCAAAACUAAACCCUACUACUUCCUAACAGUAGAUUAGUUUUUAAGGUCCCCUUACUUUUUCUAGUCUUCUUAUCUUAUUCCCUUUCACUUAUUCCCUAUUCAGUGACACUGCCCUCCUUACUGUUCCUCGAGUAAGAGUUGUGAGUUAUGACCCUGGUGUCACCAAACGUUCCAAGAGACUUGUUGACACUUCUACCCCCUCCCCUUCUUUCUUUCCUUUUUUCAUUUUUCUUCUCUCUUUCGUAUGCUUAGCUCCUGUGUGGUGUAUGUAUGUGUUUUAUACACACGAUGCACCUGUCUUUUUUUCAGGUCCGGCCGAUAUUUGCCCCCAGGACCAGCAGGGGGCGGCCCGGGAUUGGCUCCACGCGUGCUUUCCACCCCCGCCCCGCCGGACUCAGAGCAGCACAGAGAAUCCCGGUGUAGUGGCCACCUCGUUCUCAGACCAGCCGCGGGGUGGGAGGAGCAGUCCCGCCCCCAGCCCGAGCCCCGGGCACCUGCAGCGCGCGGAAGGCGCAGGGGACGCACGGAGCGCCUGGCUCUGACGCUCUCCUGCCGGCACCUCCUCCCCAUACCUGAGUGGGGAGCGGCGGAGCUUAGCUACCGCCUCCUCCUCCUCCUCCUUCUCCAUCUCUCCCUCCUCCUUCCCCUCCUCCUCCUCUGCUGCUGCUCCUCCCAACCUUAGCCCUAACUCCAGCCUGGCUGCCGUCCGAGUAAAGGUCGCUCCGGAGCAAAAAAAGAGCCAGGAAACGGAGCCUCGGCAAAACCAGGAGGGGAAAGUGGGAGGGUGAUUUAAAAAAAAAAAAGAAAGAAAGAAGGAAAAACUCUUUUUAAGCGCAGGAAGAUGGCGCCAGACGGGCAGCGGCUGGUGUGAGAGCCACUCGGGACAGCAAGCAGCACCGGGAGCCGGAGAUUGCCCUGGAGAGAGGGGCCGGAUCGCUGAAGCUAGGGCUGAGCUUCCAGACGCGUCUCCGGGCUUGUCUGCUGCGCGGACUGGGUCAUGUCGGUCAGCGAGCUCUAUAGCCAGUUCACAAGGGUUUGGAUCCCUGAUCCUGAUGAAGUGUGGCGAUCAGCAGAAAUAGUCAAGGACUACAAGGAGGGUGAGAAGGUUCUCCAUCUUAAAUUUGAAGAUGAAACUAUCCAAGAAUACCCGAUUGAUCUCAAUAGCAACCAACUCCCCUUCUUACGAAAUCCAGAUAUCCUGGUGGGAGAAAAUGACCUAACAGCUCUUAGUUAUCUUCAUGAACCUGCAGUUUUGCAUAAUUUAAAAGUUCGUUUCUUGGAGUCGAACCAUAUCUACACUUAUUGUGGUAUUGUGCUUGUUGCCAUCAACCCCUAUGAGCAGUUGCCAAUCUAUGGACAAGAUGUCAUAUAUGCCUAUAGUGGCCAAAACAUGGGAGACAUAGACCCUCACAUCUUUGCAGUGGCAGAAGAAGCCUACAAGCAGAUGGCCAGAGAUGAAAAGAACCAGUCCAUCAUAGUAAGUGGGGAGUCAGGAGCCGGAAAGACAGUGUCAGCUAAAUAUGCCAUGAGAUAUUUUGCCACAGUUGGGGGCUCUGCCAGUGAAACCAACAUUGAAGAAAAAGUCCUUGCAUCUAGCCCCAUCAUGGAGGCCAUUGGAAAUGCUAAAACCACUCGAAAUGACAAUAGUAGUCGAUUUGGAAAGUAUAUCCAGAUUGGAUUUGAUAAGAGACAUCACAUCAUUGGAGCCAACAUGAGGACCUACCUAUUGGAAAAGUCCAGGGUUGUCUUUCAGGCAGAUGAAGAAAGGAAUUAUCACAUCUUCUAUCAACUCUGUGCAGCAGCUAGCCUUCCAGAGUUUAAAGAGCUUGCACUCACAUGUGCCGAAGACUUUUUCUAUGUCUCUCAGGGAAGAGACACAUCUAUUGAUGGUGUGGAUGAUGCAGAAGAUUUUGAGAAGACCAGACAGGCCUUUACUCUUCUUGGGGUGAGAGAGUCCCAUCAGAUAAGUAUCUUUAAGAUAAUUGCUUCUAUACUGCACCUUGGAAAUGUGGAGAUUCAAGCUGAACGUGAUGGAGAGUCCUGUAGCAUAUCACCCCAAGAUGAACACCUCAGGAAUUUUUGUGCAUUGCUGGGGGUUGAGCACAGUCAAAUGCAGCAUUGGCUGUGCCACCGAAAACUGGUUACCACCUCUGAGACCUAUGUCAAGUCCAUGUCACUGCAGCAGGUGGUCAAUGCCAGGAAUGCCCUGGCUAAACACAUCUAUGCCCAGCUGUUCAACUGGAUCGUGGGGCAUGUCAAUAAGGCUCUACACACUACCCUCAAGCAGCACUCCUUCAUUGGCGUUCUCGACAUCUAUGGAUUUGAAACUUUUGAGGUGAAUAGUUUUGAACAGUUUUGUAUCAACUAUGCAAAUGAAAAACUACAGCAGCAAUUCAAUUGGCAUGUCUUCAAACUGGAGCAAGAAGAAUAUAUGAAGGAGCAAAUCCCAUGGACCUUGAUUGAUUUUUAUGAUAAUCAGCCUUGCAUUGACCUGAUAGAAGCUAAACUUGGCAUCUUGGAUCUGUUGGAUGAGGAGUGCAAGGUUCCCAAAGGCACGGAUCAGAAUUGGGCUCAAAAAUUAUAUGACCGGCAUUCCAGCAGCCAGCACUUUCAGAAACCCAGAAUGUCCAAUACCUCUUUCAUUGUCUUACAUUUUGCAGAUAAGGUGGAGUACCACUCCGAUGGAUUUCUGGAGAAAAACAGAGACACUGUGUAUGAAGAACAAAUCAACAUCCUGAAAGCCAGCAAGUUUCCACUGGUGGCUGACUUAUUCCAAGAUGAUAAAGACACAGUAUCUGCUACUUCGUCAUCUGGGAAAGGGACAUCUUCAAAAAUCAAUGUUCGCUCUGCUAGACCUCCCAUUAAAGCUGCCAACAAGGAACACAAGAAAACUGUGGGGCAUCAGUUCCGAACCUCCCUGAACCUGCUCAUGGAAACUUUGAAUGCCACAACACCUCACUAUGUCCGCUGUAUCAAGCCAAAUGAUGAAAAGCUUCCCUUCCACUUUGAUCCAAAAAGAGCAGUCCAGCAACUCAGAGCCUGUGGGGUACUGGAAACCAUCCGUAUCAGUGCAGCUGGCUAUCCAUCCAGGUGGACCUACCAUGACUUCUUCAACAGAUACAGAGUACUCAUUAAAAAGAGAGAGCUCUCCAACACUGACAAAAAAGUCAUCUGUAAAAAUGUCCUGGAGAGCCUUAUCAAGGACCCUGAUGCAUUCCAGUUUGGCCGCACCAAAAUCUUUUUCCGGGCAGGCCAGGUAGCAUACCUGGAAAAACUACGGGCAGACAAAGUCCGAGCAGCCACCAUCAUGAUCCAAAAGACUGUGAGGGGCUGGCUACAGAAAGUGAAAUAUCGCAGGUUGCGAGGGGCUACUUUAACUCUGCAGAGGCACACUCGGGGUUACCUUGCACGCAGGUUGGCUGAGCACCUACGGAAAACCAAGGCAGCCAUUGUCAUCCAGAAACAGUAUCGGAUGCAUAUGGUCCGUCAAGCCUAUAAAAGGAUCUACAGGGCUACGGUCACUAUCCAAGCCUUUACCCGAGGCAUGUUUGUACGGAGAGCCUACCGCCAGAUCCUGUUGGAACACAAGGCCACCACGAUCCAGAAACAUGCCCGAGGUUGGAUGGCCAGGAGGAGAUUUUUGCAGUUUCGAAGGGCGGCCAUUGUCAUCCAGUGUGCCUUCAGGCGCUUGAAGGCAAAGCGGGAGUUGAAGGCUCUCAAGAUUGAAGCCCGUUCUGCUGAGCACCUGAAACGAUUGAAUGUGGGAAUGGAGAACAAAGUGGUCCAGCUGCAGAGGAAGAUUGAUGAUCAGAACAAAGAAUUCAAGAGCCUGACAGAGCAGCUCUCCACAGUGACCUCUGCCCACAACAUGGAGGUGGAGAAGCUGAAGAAGGAGCUGAUAAGAUACCAGCAGAGCCAAGAUGGGGACGACAGCCAGCGACUGAGCCUUCAGGAAGAGAUUGAGAGCCUCCGGGCAGAGUUACAGAAAGCCCACUCAGAGAGGAAGAUCCUCGAAGACGUCCACAGCCAGGAGAAAGAUGAACUGACAAAGCGUGUAUUGGACUUGGAACAAGAGAAUGCACUUUUGAAAGAUGAAAAAGAAAUGCUUAACAACCAGAUCUUGUGCCAAUCUAAAGAUGAAUUUGCAAAAAAUUCAGUAAAGGAGAAUCUCCUAAUGAAGAAGGAGCUGGAGGAAGAACGGUCACGAUACCAAAACCUUGUGAAGGAGUAUUCCCGACUGGAGCAAAGCUAUGACAACCUUCGGGAUGAGAUGACUAUCAUAAGGCAAACCCCAGGUCAUAGGCGAAACCCUUCAAACCAGAGUAGUUUAGAAUCUGACUCGAAUUAUCCAUCAGUUUCCACAUCUGAGAUCGGAGAUACUGAAGAUGCAAUCCAACAAGUGGAGGAAAUGGGCCUGGAGAAGGCAGCUAUGGAUAUGUCUGUCUUUCUGAAGCUGCAGAAGAGAGUUCGGGAGCUGGAGCAGGAAAGAAAGAAAUUGCAAACUCAGCUGGAAAAGAAAGAACAACAAGAAAGCAAGAAAGUCCAGGUAGUUGAAGCAAAUAAUGGAAUAGAUGCAGACCAAGAUGCAGAUCUGGCCUACAACAGCUUGAAGAGACAAGAACUCGAGUCAGAAAACAAAAAGCUGAAGAAUGAGCUGAAUGAGCUGAGAAAGGCAGUGGCGGACCAGGCCAUGCAGAACAACUCGACCCAUGAUGUCCAAGACAGCUACACCCUUCUGCUGAACCAGCUCAAGUCAGCCAAUGAGGAGCUGGAGGUUCGCAAGGAGGAGGUGCUCAUUCUCAGGACCCAGAUUGUGAGCGCUGACCAGAGGAAGCAUGCUGGCAGGAGCAUGGAACCAAAUAUUAAUGCCCGAACCAGUUGGCCCAACAGUGAAAAGCAUGUGGACCAGGAAGAUGCCAUUGAAGCCUAUCAUGGGGUCUGUCAGACAAAUAGCAAGACUGAGGACUGGGGAUAUUUGAAUGAAGAUGGAGAACUCGGCUUAGCCUACCAAGGCCUAAAGCAAGUUGCCAGGUUAUUGGAAGCACAGCUCCAGGCCCAGAGCAGAGAGCACGAGGAAGAGAUGGAGUCACUGAGGAGCCAGAUUGAAACCUUAAAGGAAGAGAUGGACAAGCAGCAGCAGAGCUUCUGUCAGACGCUCCUCUUGUCUCCUGAGGCGCAGGUGGAAUUUGGAGUCCAACAAGAAAUAUCCCGGCUGACCAAUGAAAACCUGGACCUCAAAGAGUUGGUAGAAAAACUGGAAAAGAAUGAGAAGAAACUGAAAAAACAAUUGAAGAUUUAUAUGAAGAAAGUCCAGGAUCUAGAAGCUGCCCAAGCAUUAGCACAGAGUGAGAGAAAACGGCAUGAACUUACCAGACAGGUCACAGUCCAAAGGAAGGAGAAGGAUUUCCAGGGAAUGCUGGAGUACUACAAAGAAGAUGAGCCCCUCCUCAUUCGGAAUCUGGUAACAGAUCUGAAACCUCAGACUCUAUCAGGCACAGUUCCAUGUCUUCCUGCUUACAUCCUCUACAUGUGUAUCAGACAUGCAGAUUAUGUCAAUGAUGACCUUAAAGUUCAUUCCCUGCUCACCUCAACCAUCAAUGGCAUCAAGAAAGUACUAAAGAAGCACAACGAUGAUUUCGAGAUGACAUCCUUUUGGUUAUCCAAUACAUGCCGCCUUCUUCAUUGCUUGAAGCAGUACAGUGGGGAUGAGGGCUUCAUGACCCAGAACACCCCCAAACAGAAUGAACACUGUCUUAAAAAUUUUGACCUCACUGAAUACCGCCAAGUCUUAAGCGAUCUCUCCAUCCAGAUUUACCAGCAGCUCAUUAAGAUUGCAGAGGGCAUGUUACAACCGAUGAUAGUGUCCGCCAUGUUGGAAAAUGAAAGCAUUCAGGGUUUGUCUGGAGUGAAACCAACAGGCUACAGGAAGCGAUCUUCCAGCAUGGUGGAUGGGGACAAUUCCUACAGCCUCGAUGCCAUCAUACGCCAGAUGAAUUCCUUUCACAGUGUGAUGUGCGAUCAGGGCCUUGAUCCUGAGAUCAUACAGCAGGUGUUUAAGCAGCUCUUCUACAUGAUCAAUGCUGUAGCCCUCAACAACCUCUUGCUCAGGAAGGAUGUCUGUUCUUGGAGCACAGGCAUGCAACUCCGGUAUAAUAUAAGCCAGCUUGAGGAGUGGCUUCGUGGGAAGAAUCUCCACCAGAGUGGAGCAGCAGAGACAAUGGAACCUUUGAUCCAUGCAGCACAGCUCCUGCAAUUAAAAAAGAAAACUCCUGAAGAUGCUGAAGCCAUUUGCACCUUAUGUACCUCCCUCAGUACACAGCAGAUUGUCAAAAUCCUCAAUCUUUACACUCCCCUGAAUGAAUUUGAGGAACGAGUGACAGUAGCCUUCAUACGAACAAUUCAGGCACAACUACAAGAUCGAAAUGACCCUCAGCAGCUGCUAUUAGACUUCAAGCACAUGUUCCCUGUCUUAUUCCCAUUUAACCCAUCCUCCUUGACCAUGGACUCGAUUCACAUCCCUGCAGCUCUCAAUCUGGAGUUCCUCAAUGAAGUGUGAAGACUUGGCUUCAGUCCUAGUGAGUCCAAGCAAAAAGAAAACAAUGACAUAAAUUGAAAGACAUAUCCAGUGUGGUAAAAGUGGACCAAGGCAGAGCCUAAGAACCUGUGCAAAGUGCUGAACUGUCCAAUAUCAGGCACAUAUCUUCAAUGUGAUUAUUUUUCUUUUGUAUUCUACAACUCAAAAUAAGAAUACUUGAAAUACAGGUUGGUUAUUUUUUUUAAGUUUGGUUUCAGACUAAAUAAAUGCACAGUCCGUAGCAAUUUAAAUAGUGACUUUCCCAGUGCCAUAAUCAAUGUACCAAUCUUGUCAAGCAAACAUUGGCCAUCUUUUUGAUCUUCAUUCCGUGGCUAUUUAAUGCUUAAAAAUUGGACAUUUAAACUGCCUUCAGGGAACUUCUAACACAUGCUGAUGCUGAUCAUUUUGAGGGUGCACAUGUUCCCCUUUCUACUGUUGUAGGAAGCAGGGGAAAUGAUGUUGUGGGUUUGUGGUGGGUUGUCUGGGGACCAGGGUGAGUUUGCCCAAUCUUUUCCACCAUAGAGGAGUGCCAGUAAUAUUGGCCUCCUCAUCCUUUCCUCAGGCCUUAGUUAUAUUUUUAACUUUGCUUUUUGGAGCAAAAAUGUCACAAUGGUACAAUCCCCUUUAUGCCCAAAGAAUUCUCAGUUUCUGUAUUUAGGAACAGUUAUUUAGUUAAAGCUGCUACAUGUCCAUGACCCUAGAUGAUAACUGGCAAAUUAAGUAACUAUUAGAAGAGAUAUUCUCAUGUGCAAAACUUGUUCACAGUGAAUGAAUCCAUACUAGACACUAUUUUUAUGUACAUAAUCCCCCCCAAGUUAAGGAGUUCUAAUUACUGUUGUCAUUUAUGAAAGAAAGCAUCAAUGGGAAGACUAGUAAUCCCAAAAUGUCAUUUAUUUAUUCUCUAAUAUGAUGGGAGAUCUCAUAAAUAGUACUUCACUGUUUGUUUGUUUUUUUUCAGCAGCCUCUAGGCAGUUAAAUUCCUUCCCCAAAGAAUAUUUAUGAGUGGUUGAAAUUAAGAAAAUAAUGGAUAUAGAUUUGUUUUUUUAUCUUAGCCGCUGCAUUUUUUAAAUCCACUAAAAUUCCAGUAAAAUAUCUGAUAAUGUUCAUCUAAUUCAGUUUGCAUUAAAGAUUUUUUAAAGUUACUAUAUUAAGAGCAUAUGAAAUCUCCCUGCUAGAAAAUAAGGGUAUGGAAUUCUGAGCACUUAAUAAGACAAAUUUUGUCAUUUUUUCCUCCUAACACAAAGCAUCUAUUUUGAAAAUUCUGCAUGACCUCUUAUACUAGGUACCUUUGUUUACUGUUUUCAUUUAUUUUCCUUUUUUUUAAAUUGCAAAAAUCUCUUAAUAGAUUGUGACAGUAUGAAGAAGGAUGUUGCCAGGACUGGAAAAAGUUUGUUAACCCAAAGAGAAGUGGUCCCUCUUCCUGAUUUUUAACAGGGAAGUUUAAAUUAUUCCACAAAUUAUCAGUUACAUGACCCAAUUAUUCUUAAGUCUAGUUUUCCUCAAGAGUCCAUAACAAAGAACUCAUAGGACCUAGAAAUAGAUACAUACCUCUUUCCUUAGCAUUUCUCCCUAGCAAAUACUUCCUUCUUUCCUUCCUGGCCUCCACCUCUAUCAUCACCCUCAUCCAUGUGGUUUUAGAACAGCAGAACACUCCCCUCUUGUUAUAAUGACAAAGAUUUCAAACUUAAUCCUCUGUUCAUAUGACCACCUCUACUUCCACAGUAAAUACUUGUAACUUAUUUUGGGGUAUCUCUGAACUAGGGCCCCACUUGAUCUGUCUUAUGCCUUUGGGCUUUGGCUAGCUCAAAAGUACAAGUGGCAUCUUGUUUUCCAUGCUUCCCUUAAGCUUCUUUCUUUUAAGCUUCACUCACCAGAUAGGGAAAAACUUUCAUUUUCUAAAAAAAAGGUGUCUAUAAAGGCAACUACUGCCAACUAUCCCUAACUAGCUUCUUUCUACCUUCAGUUUCCCCAGACUGUUGCCUAUUUUUCAAGGGUCCUUAGUUAAUCAUAGCAGCAACAAAAAUUUAUGGUAGGUAAUGCUUAGCCAUUAGAAUAAAACAGAAAUUUAUCUACUGAAGGCUUUUUUUUUUCCUGCGUAGAUAUUCUAAUUAAUCACAGAAUUCAUUCUUAUUUUUUUUUCCUAAGGGAUUACAGCUGGAGCUGUAAUUUAAUUUAUGUGUAUUAUAUUUUUAAAAACAUAAGAUUUUUAUAGGACAUUAGUAUAGAAAUAUAUAGAAAAUAGAUAUUUAAUGUUUAGAUCUGUAAUAUUUAACUUAACACUCAGCUUGUGCUUGGAAGGGAACUCUUUUCGUAUCUUUAAUGUAAAAAUCUUUUGUUGACUAUUUUUACUCCCUGCAUUUAAAAAGCACAUUUAAUGCAGCUUUAUUCACUCACAUAUCCUCAAUUCCAUGGAAAUCAGAAUGGCAUCUUGAUUUAAGAAUAUAGUUCAAUAUGAUAAUGACAAGGUUGAGAUCUAUCUUUAUUAAAAUCUCAGAUGAGCACCUUUCCCACUCUGUGCCUUCAGCCGACUGAUUUCUCAAUUGCUAUUUUCCUGGAAUAAGCAUUAUUGUGGGAAAAAUUUUAAUGUUCUAUAUAACAUUGUGGUGGAUUUAUAUUUAUUCAGUAAGUCAUUCUGAAAUGUUUUAAAUAUUACAGAAGAAAAAAAAGAUUUACAGAUCACAUCACUUAGGUUGAUGGACUUUUUAAGUAUGUGAAGAAUGAUCCCAUUAUAUUCAGUUACUUAUAUGUACAUAGCAUUUACUUAACUAAUCCUUGCUGACACUGUUGAGACAUCUUUUUCCUAACAUAUGCAUUCUAUCUGGGCUGCUAUAGUUGUUUGAAACAACUAGGAUGUUGCAAUACACAAAUAUACAUAAGAGUUUUUCCCCCUUUUCCUUGGGGCAUGUUAAUAAUAAUGACUCCUCUGGAGUUUCUAAUGCCAAGUUUUAAAGUUAUUUUUAAAGCACUUAGAAGUUUGGAAAAAAAAAUCAGCUGCCACAACCAGGUCAAUCAGCACAUAUACAUUGUCUGAAUUACCCCUUUGUUGAAAAAAAAGGGGGGAUAGGGUCUGUAGUUGCCUUUUCAUUUAAUAUUAAACACUAUGACAAAUUUUCCCAAUACCUCUGCAAACAAGAGUAUCAUAAUUGAAUGACUACAUAAUGCCUGAACUAAAUAGCUACUAAAAGAUGAAACACAGGGUAGGAUCCUCUAGUUGUGGUUCAUAGAAACCUUUUUCCACACCAGGUAUUAUCAAACUAAGCCAGAUGUUGUUGCAUGUAUAGCUAAAUAUUCAUGGUUUACUUCUCUGCCAUCCUGAUGCCAUAAUUAGAUUUGGAAGGAAAAACAAAUAGACUAGAAAUUUUUUACAAUACUAAGAGUAAUAAAAUGAUAUUGGUUUUGUUUAUUUUAAAGGUCAUUGGAUGAAAAAAAUUUUUCUUACAUUCUAUAAACUUUAAUACUUUUAAAUGGGAUAAAUCUGAAAUAAAAUUUAAUGUUUUCUUAAAGUGCACCUCAAACCUGGCAAGAGUUGUAUGUAACAUUUUUGCCUCCAAAUGAUGUUUAAAAGGAACAGCUUUUCUCUCUGAAGGAAUUUCAAUGAUAUUCAGGGGAUGAAUCAGAUAUCAGAAAUGAAAUACUACUGUUAAAGAAUAUUUUUCCAUUUUGAACAAAUCUGUAAACUACACCUUUGUUUAUAGGAAAAUGCUUAUAAUAGUUGCUGUAAUAUUCAGCUGUGGAUAAAAAUUUGUGGAAAUAAAUACUUUUGAAUAAA
This is a messenger RNA of Antechinus flavipes (yellow-footed antechinus), 10672 nucleotides long. RefSeq names its product myosin VB (gene MYO5B). NCBI's taxonomy places the organism in Eukaryota, Metazoa, Chordata, Mammalia, Dasyuromorphia, Dasyuridae. The record is from RefSeq and is a predicted model, not a curated record. Gene Ontology annotation, biological process: vesicle transport along actin filament; actin filament organization. Gene Ontology annotation, cellular component: vesicle; actin cytoskeleton; myosin complex. The transcript is spliced from 40 exons. Bases 1327 to 6885 code for a protein of 1852 amino acids. Gene Ontology annotation, molecular function: actin filament binding; ATP binding; microfilament motor activity.